UUCGUCCAGUAUUCCUUCUACUCUAAUUUCUUAUUAUGAGAUUCCACCGUAUUCGGCGAUCGGUGCUAAUAGUUUGAGACUUGUUUUUCCAGAUUUUUCAGAGAGCAAUGAGGAACUGCGGUGGAUUUCUGAAGAUCAAGUUUAUUUCGCUGGAUUUCAAUGCUCCAACAACAACUGCAGUUGAACCCUAUUUUUGCAUCGAUUAUGGUGAUGGAAGGUCUUUCAAAACUCCUGUUGCAACUAUGGAAAGACCUGAAGUGUUUAAGUGGUCACAAAUGGAAGAUACUCUUGAUUUCGACAUUCCACGUGGAGCGGACGAAGUUCAUUUGUUUCUUGUGGACAGGCUUACCGAUACUCGCUGGGGAUUGUACAAUAUGGCAGUAUCUGAGUUGAAUCGCUCUCCACUACCAGAGGUUCAAUUGGAGGUUAUCUCUGAUCCGAUAACCGGAUCAUUGCAUCCAUUAACACGCGGAGAUCUCUUUCUCGGAGCAAAGUUAACAUUUGCAUAUGAUUUUUUUCCCACGGUAUAUACUACUUGUAGGAAGUUCGGUCUCGAUUCAAACUUCUUGGCCUUGGCCUUGACUCCAGAAGCUACCGAUCCUAAUGAUUCUUUUUAUCUUAAAUUUGAUGGCUGGCCAUAUGGAAACCUUACCAGGAAUGGCAUUGGGCCAUUCAGCUCUCUAGAAGAUGUUACUGGCCAAGGCUAUAUUUGGUCUCAUUGGGCACCUGGACCUGGUGUACCUGCGGAGCUUGGAGUGUUUAAUGAAUCAACCAAGAAUUACAUUACAAUUGAUGUCUACCGUGCUGCAGAUGACACAGUAUCAGCAACCGGAGUGUGAGUAUCAACAUAACUUAAUGUUACUUAUUAUUUCAAACCCAAGGGAAUGUCAACUAGUUAAAAAUUGUUCCUAGGAAUGAGCAUAUAUUUCAUUUUUCACAUAAAUGUCUCGUUUUCAUUUAGUAAGUUCUUUGUGUAGUGUAUGUGAAGUAUUGGAAGUAACACUAUAGAUUGAUUACGUCUUAAUUGAUGUACUUUCUUCUAUUCUCUGUCUUGCUAAGUGGUUGGUGGUAGUUGUUCAUUGGUGGUAUUGGACACUGGUAUGCUCUUAAUAAGGAAAAUAGAUGAAGGACUUAAAAUGUCAUGGCUCUAGCUACUUAAGAUACACAUUGGUUUAUAAAUAUUAUGAAAUCAUGUUGUUUUACUAGUGUAUUACCAUGUUCUCUGUGAUGUAUUUUUUAGACCCAUGAAAUCAUGUUGUUUUACUUAUGGAAGUUGUAAAUUUGAGUAAUACUAUGAAAUUAGAAAUAUUUUGGGAUGCAUUAUUGGUAUCUUGUAUAUGAAAUUGUUUCUUGUAACUUAAAGAUGAGAGCCCGUAUAAGAAGAAAGAUGACAAGAGGUUGGUUUUGGAAAUUCCGGGUUCACUCUAUAUAAUUUAGCAUCGUAGUCUAUAUUGUACCAUUUGAAAUUUCAAGUCACAAACUUUGAGGUUUCAAGAAAUAGGUGUAAAGGUGUAAAUAGGUGUACAAUAUAGACUACGAUGCUAAAUUAUAUAGAGUGAACCCGGAAUUUCCAAAACCAACCUCUUGUCAUCUUUCUUCUUAUACGGGCCCUCAUCUUUAAGUUACAAGAAACAAUUUCAUAUACAAGAUACCAAUAAUGCAUCCCAAAAUAUUUCUAAUUUCAUAGUAUUACUCAAAUUUACAACUUCCAUAAGUAAAACAACAUGAUUUCAUGGGUCUAAAAAAUACAUCACAGAGAACAUGGUAAUACACUAGUAAAACAACAUGAUUUCAUAAUAUUUAUAAACCAAUGUGUAUCUUAAGUAGCUAGAGCCAUGACAUUUUAAGUCCUUCAUCUAUUUUCCUUAUUAAGAGCAUACCAGUGUCCAAUACCACCAAUGAACAACUACCACCAACCACUUAGCAAGACAGAGAAUAGAAGAAAGUACAUCAAUUAAGACGUAAUCAAUCUAUAGUGUUACUUCCAAUACUUCACAUACACUACACAAAGAACUUACUAAAUGAAAACGAGACAUUUAUGUGAAAAAUGAAAUAUAUGCUCAUUCCUAGGAACAAUUUUUAACUAGUUGACAUUCCCUUGGGUUUGAAAUAAUAAGUAACAUUAAGUUAUGUUGAUACUCACACUCCGGUUGCUGAUACUGUGUCAUCUGCAGCACGGUAGACAUCAAUUGUAAUGUAAUUCUUGGUUGAUUCAUUAAACACUCCAAGCUCCGCAGGUACACCAGGUCCAGGUGCCCAAUGAGACCAAAUAUAGCCUUGGCCAGUAACAUCUUCUAGAGAGCUGAAUGGCCCAAUGCCAUUCCUGGUAAGGUUUCCAUAUGGCCAGCCAUCAAAUUUAAGAUAAAAAGAAUCAUUAGGAUCGGUAGCUUCUGGAGUCAAGGCCAAGGCCAAGAAGUUUGAAUCGAGACCGAACUUCCUACAAGUAGUAUAUACCUAAAAUACAAGACAACCAAAUGAAACAAAUCAAAUCAACCACAUAUUGUUAACAAAUACAAUCUGUAUAUGUUUGGCACAUUCAUAAGCAAUUUAAUCUAAACUAUCCAAACAACAUAUAUAAAUAGAAAUCAUAUGUUAAGUUUACCUACCGUGGGAAAAAAAUCAUAUGCAAAUGUUAACUUUGCUCCGAGAAAGAGAUCUCCGCGUGUUAAUGGAUGCAAUGAUCCGGUUAUCGGAUCAGAGAUAACCUCCAAUUGAACCUCUGGUAGUGGAGAGCGAUUCAACUCAGAUACUGCCAUAUUGUACAAUCCCCAGCGAGUAUCGGUAAGCCUGUCCACAAGAAACAAAUGAACUUCGUCCGCUCCACGUGGAAUGUCGAAAUCAAGAGUAUCU
This is a messenger RNA of Trifolium pratense (red clover), 2850 nucleotides long. RefSeq lists its product as uncharacterized. Bases 108 to 839 code for a protein of 243 amino acids. The transcript has 3 exons. NCBI's taxonomy places the organism in Eukaryota, Viridiplantae, Streptophyta, Magnoliopsida, Fabales, Fabaceae. The record is from RefSeq and is a predicted model, not a curated record.